Ambispora leptoticha is the source of this 270-nucleotide messenger RNA. NCBI's taxonomy places the organism in Eukaryota, Fungi, Glomeromycota, Glomeromycetes, Archaeosporales, Ambisporaceae. The record is from the annotation of a GenBank genome assembly.
AUGGAAAUGAAAGCAUUCAUUCAUCGUCAGGUUCCAAAGCUUCUUGAAUGGCCAUCCUAUAGUCCUGAUCUUAAUCCAAUAGAAAAUCUCUGGGCAAUUAUCAAGAAAAGGGUGGAGAAACGAGUCAAUAAAAUAGUUCAAAAAGAAAAAUCGAUUAGUAUUAGUCAUUGGCAUGGAUUAAUUAGGAAGGAAUGGAAGGAUAUUACCGUGGACUUGUGUCUUAACCUGGUAAAGGGAAUGUCAAGUCAUGUAAAUGAGUCAAAUGAAUAA